CCUCGUUAUGAUCUUUCCAAACACAAAACUUCAAACAUCAAUCAAAGCUUUACAGUCUCUUUUCCUUCUUUCUAUUUCUUAGAUUGAGUAGACAAAAUAUAACAAAAAGACAAAUGGAUGACAUAUCAGUGACCAAAAGCAAUCAUGGUAAUGUUGUUGUGCUCAACAUCCAAGAUUCUUCUGUUGCAGACACUUCUAACCAAAAUGAAUCAUCGUUCUCGCCAUUGAUUUCUGUCCAUUUCUUGCAAAAGCUUAUAACAGAACUCGUGGGAACUUAUUACCUGAUAUUUGCGGGUUGUGCCGCUAUUGCUGUGAAUGCUCAACACCACAAUGUUGUGACUCUUGUGGGCAUUGCAGUGGUUUGGGGUAUAGUGAUUAUGGUUCUUGUUUACUGUCUCGGCCACAUCUCUGCACAUUUCAAUCCCGCUGUCACUCUUGCCUUAGCAUCUUCCAAAAGAUUCCCUCUGUAUCAAGUCCCGGCCUACAUAACUGUUCAAGUCAUCGGAUCAACCUUGGCCUCAGCGACUCUCCGUCUUCUAUUUAAUCUGAACAACGAUGUGUGCAGCAAGAAACAUGAUGUCUUCCUCGGCUCAUCUCCCUCUGGGUCUGAUCUCCAAGCAUUCGUGAUGGAGUUCAUCAUUACCGGCUUCCUCAUGUUAGUCGUCUGUGCAGUCACAACCUCCAAGAGAACAACUAGUGAACUAGAGGGGUUAAUCAUUGGGGCAGCCGUCACACUGAAUGUGAUCUUUGCCGGAGAGGUAUCAGGAGCAUCGAUGAAUCCAGCAAGAAGCAUAGGGCCUGCACUAGUGUGGGGAUGUUACAAAGGAAUCUGGAUAUACAUGCUGGCUCCAACACUUGGUGCUGUCUCUGGGGCCUUGAUUCAUACAAUGUUACCGUCUAUACAGAACGCAGAGCCUGAGUUCUCCAAGACAGGGUCUUCUCAUAAACGAGUUACAGAUCUUCCUCUGUGAUGAUGUAGAUAAAUCUUUAAGGUCAAUCCUCAUUCUUGUAUCUUCAAACCUGUUGUUCACUGCUCCUCAUUCUCAUUGUAAACUAAUCAUUAUCAACACAAAAUGGUUGUAAAGUAUAUACCUUUAAUGUGUAUACACUGUAAAUACAAUGAGACGUUUGUAUCA
This is a messenger RNA of Camelina sativa (false flax), 1136 nucleotides long. Its product is annotated as aquaporin NIP2-1. The record is from RefSeq and is a predicted model, not a curated record. Gene Ontology annotation, cellular component: membrane. Gene Ontology annotation, biological process: transmembrane transport. Gene Ontology annotation, molecular function: channel activity. Lineage: Eukaryota; Viridiplantae; Streptophyta; Magnoliopsida; Brassicales; Brassicaceae.